AUGCAAUAUCGUUUCCGCAUCCCUGUGUGUGGUGCCAUUAUCCUCAAUACCAAUCUUGACAAAUGUGUCUUGGUGAAAGGCUGGAGCUCCAAGUCAGGCUGGGGAUUCCCCAAAGGCAAAAUCAACCAAGAUGAAGAAUACGACUGCUGUGCGAUAAGAGAGGUUUUAGAGGAAACAGGGUACGAUAUUGGACCUUUGUUAAAGAAGCCAGAUUAUAUCGAAUUAACUAUGCGCGAACAACGUAUUCGACUGUACAUUAUUCAAGGCGUUCCUGAGGACACGCAGUUCAUACCAAGAACUAGAAAAGAAAUUAGUCAAAUUUCAUGGAUCAAGUUGGACGAUUUGCCCACCUACAAGACUACAGAGCCAAAACCUGGAAAUGGUAGCCUAAAUUAUGUCAAAUUAGGACCUUAUCGAUUCUAUAUGGUUGUCCCAUUUAUGAAUAAACUGAGGCAGUUUGUGAAUCAACGCAAAAAGUCAUCGAAGAGGGAUAAUCACAAGAUAAAGGGGUCUGCCUCGCCUCAUCCUCGAGCAUCAGCUCAAUCCCAAGCAACACCCCAAAACGCAACGCAACAGCCUUCGUUAAUGAUACCUUCAUCUUCCAACAAUAAGCCGGCCGAAUCAUCCAAUGCGCUCAAGUCUCUAUUAGGCGUGAAUCAUGGUGACAGCAACAAUGAAUUUGCAGCUUCUCCUGCCGUAUCGCAACCACAACCAGAGAACCAGCCUCCUCAGCCUAAUAACAACAACUUGCUGGAUCAAUUAUUUGCUGCAAAUGCUCAACAUCAACAACAGCAGCAGAAACAAGCAUCCAGUUCACAACAGCAAAGUCCUAAUCUCUUGCCAAAGUUGCAAUUAGCUAGUCAGCAGGCACAAGAAACAUCUAAUCCACAAUCUGGAGACGUUCAUCAUGCUUCUUUUGUUGAGGAACUACUCAAGCAGCAACAGUACAAUCAGCAACAUCAGCAACGACAACAACAACAACAACAAGCAUCCAUCUCACAACAGCAAAGUCCUAAUCUCUUGCAAAAGUUGCAAUUGGCUAGUCAGCAAGCUAGUCAACAGACACAACAAGCACCUAAUCCGCAAUCUGGAGACGUUCAUCGUGCUUCUUUUGUUGAGGAGUUGCUCAAGCAGCAACAGCAUAAUGAGCAACAUCAGCAACGACAACAACGACAACAACAACAACAACAACAACAGCAGCAGCAGCAAUCGCCUCCUCUUAUGAAUGACAAUAUGCGUAGAAACUCUUUACUAAGUGUAUUGCAAGGCAGAUCCAAUGAUUCCUCACCUGCUCCUAUGAACCCUUCGAUGAACCCAUUAGAAGCUUUUCUUCAUGCUCAGAAUCAACCUCAACAACAACAACAAUCAUACUAUGCUGAGUAA
This is a messenger RNA of Mucor velutinosus, 1383 nucleotides long. RefSeq names its product galactose-1-phosphate uridyl transferase (gene GAL7). Lineage: Eukaryota; Fungi; Mucoromycota; Mucoromycetes; Mucorales; Mucoraceae. Gene Ontology annotation, molecular function: 5'-(N(7)-methylguanosine 5'-triphospho)-[mRNA] hydrolase activity. Gene Ontology annotation, cellular component: cytoplasm; P-body. Gene Ontology annotation, biological process: deadenylation-dependent decapping of nuclear-transcribed mRNA; nuclear-transcribed mRNA catabolic process, nonsense-mediated decay. The record is from RefSeq and is a predicted model, not a curated record. The coding region runs from base 1 to 1383 and encodes 460 amino acids. The transcript is spliced from 4 exons.